Molecule: messenger RNA, 2235 nt
Organism: Cucurbitaria berberidis CBS 394.84
Lineage: Eukaryota; Fungi; Ascomycota; Dothideomycetes; Pleosporales; Cucurbitariaceae
Product: AAA-domain-containing protein
Exons: 2
Coding region: 1-2235 (744 amino acids)
Biological process (GO): ribosome biogenesis
Cellular component (GO): nucleus
Molecular function (GO): preribosome binding; ATP binding; RNA binding
Source: RefSeq, a predicted model, not a curated record
AUGGUAUCACGCGGUCGCGCCUCACUUCAGCAAGGCCUGGACCGAGAAGUCUACCAAGUGGUUCGCAAGUACCUCGACGAUAAGAAUGAAUCACCCCUCAAACUUCGCCUCACAACCGUAUACGACUAUAUAUCGCGAUCAAACUCCAGUUUGAAGAGGAGGCCAAAGAAACAACUCGAGGAUAGUAUUGACCGAGUGAUCGAUGUCAUCCGUGAAGACGAGAGUGGAGAUGACGAGGACGAGAUGGCUGAGCUUGAGGGCGACUUUGGCGAUGAAGAUAAGACCAAGGAUGCAAAACCGAUUGAUUGGAUGAAUAGACAGAUUGUGAAUCAAUGGGCGAGCUCUGGGACAGCGACGCCGGCUGUUGGGGAGAAGAGCGAAAAGCGCGAGAAGAGUGAGAAGAGCAAAAAGAGGGACGGGGAGAAAACUAAGGGAGAUCGCGAGAGCAAGAGACAGAAAAAGGCAGCGGCACCCGACGCCAAGAUUGAUACUGCGCCGCCAACAGGAGUGUGCUUGAAGGAUCUGGGCGGUGUCGACAAUGUGAAGAGACAGCUCAAAGAGCAUCUGGUGUUGCCUCUUCUCUGCCCUGAGGAAUACGUUGAUCGCAAAAUCCCUAUUCCACGCGGUAUUCUUCUGCAUGGGCCUCCAGGAUGUGGUAAAACUGUAAUCAGUCGAGCCUUCGCUGCGGAAUUAGGGGUACCUUUCAUCGAGAUCCUUGGACCAUCUGUCGUAUCGGGUAUGUCCGGCGAGUCAGAAAAGCAGGUCAGGGAGCACUUCCAGAGGGCGAAAGAGGUGGCGCCGUGUUUGAUUUUCAUUGAUGAGAUCGACGUCAUUGCGCCAAAACGCGACAGUGCGCAGAGUCAGAUGGAAAAGAGAAUCGUCGCUCAGCUUCUCAUCUCCAUGGACAGUCUUUCUAUGGAGGGAAAUGACGGAAAACCCGUGAUCGUACUUGCAGCAACGAAUCGCCCAGACAGCCUUGACCCAGCACUUCGACGGGGAGGCCGGUUUGACACUGAAAUUAAUAUGGGCGUUCCAAACGAAUCGAUGCGUGAGCUUAUCCUCAAAGCUCUUACGCGCGAGCCAAAACUGUCGGACGAUGUCGACUUCCCUUCAUUGGCGAAGAAAACAGCUGGCUUUGUAGGUGCUGAUCUAAAGGACUUGGUAAGCAAGGCAGGUACAUGGUCGAUGGACCAGUAUCGGGAGGCUCUGGAAAAACAAGCGGCUGAAACAGAGAUGGAAAUCGAUGACGGUGUGGGCGCCGACGAGCUCUCUGCGGUCGAUCAAUCAAUAGCGCGUCUCAUCAAGCGCGUGCGGAAUACAGAGGCACCACGGCCAGAGGGAUUCGAAGACACCGUCAUUUCAAUGGAGGCGUUUGAUGCUGUUCUGCCAACAAUAACCCCGUCUUCAAAGCGAGAGGGUUUUGCUACCGUGCCAGAUACAACCUGGCGAGACGUUGGAGCUCUGGCAAACGUCCGGGAAGAGCUCGAGAUGGCUAUCUGCGAACCCAUCAAAGACCCUGGGAAGUUUGCGAAGUUCGGCAUCUCAGCACCUACUGGCGUUUUGCUUUGGGGUCCACCUGGAUGUGGAAAGACCCUUUUGGCAAAGGCAGUGGCCGCAGAGUCGAAAGCAAACUUUAUCAGCGUCAAGGGACCCGAACUACUGAACAAGUACGUCGGUGAAUCUGAACGCGCCCUCCGCCAAGUCUUUAUGCGCGCCCGCUCCUCCAUUCCCUGCGUCAUCUUCUUCGAUGAGCUCGACGCUCUCGUCCCUAAGCGCUCUACAGAACUCCACGAAGCCUCUGCUCGCGUCGUCAACACCCUCUUGACCGAACUCGAUGGUCUCAGUAUGCGCGAAGGCAUAUACUUGAUUGCAGCGACCAAUCGCCCAGAGAUGAUUGACGAAGCAAUGCUGAGACCGGGAAGAUUGGAAACGCUGCUGUAUGUGGAGUUGCCGAAACCAGAGGAGCGCGUGGAUAUCCUAAAGGCACUUAUCCGUCAACGUGGCGUUAUCAACGCCGAUCUGGCAAAUAUUGGACGACUAGAAGAGUGCAAGAAUUUCAGCGGUGCAGACCUGGACAGUUUGCUGAGGAAAGCUGGACAGCGCGCUCUUAAACGAAGAUCAGACAAGGUUGAGGAGAUUGACUUCAUGGAGGCAGCGCGGAAUAUCAAACCGUCCGUGGGCGAUAUUAAGAAAUAUGAGAAACUACGCGAAAGGUUCGAGACGAAGCUUUGGUAG